AAUAAUGUUUAUACGAGAUAAUUAAAUAGUGCCAGUGUUUUGUGGGACAUAGGUACUCGUACUAUUUGGACUUAAUUAAAUGUGACUUAUUAAAGUGUAAAUAAUAUGAAGCUUAAUUUAAUACAAAUAAAUGGAAGGACGCGGCAAGUGUUAAUAGCAACAUGUAUGUACCUAGGACAGCUAGUGGUAGGCUUUUCGGUGGCAUGGUCUGGAGUGAUUUUACCUAAAUUGCAAGACAGUGAUCAAUCACCACUAAGUGAACUACCAACAGAGGCGCAGUUUUCUUUGGUUGCUUCUAUAUUAUAUGUGGGAUGUAUAGCAGGUCCAUACAUAGCUGGAUGGCUAUCAAACAUCAAAGGGCGGAAGCCGUGUCUGUUUUCUGGCGGGGUUAUAACCGCUGUAUCGUUUUUAAUUCUGGCAUUAAGUACAAAUCUGGCGAUGUUGUUAUGUACCAGAGUUUUGUGUGGUAUUGGAGCUAGUAUCGUUGCAGUGAUGAACCUGGUCUAUAUUGGAGAAAUUGCAUCUACAAACAUCAGAGGCACCCUUCUAACAAUAUUGGGAAUAUUUCACACAAUCGGUGCCGUAAUUCUGUAUACCGCGAGCUAUUUUUUUUCAUAUUCCGGGACAAAUUAUGUUGGUCUAGCAUGCUGCAUGGCUUUUACACUGACUACCCUUUUGAUACCAGAAUCUCCAUUAUUUCAUAUUUUAGAAGGUAAAGAUGCCGCGGUUAUAAAAACGCUACAUGAUCUAGGCAGAAGCGAAGACAUAUACAAAAUGUUGGCAGCAAAAAAAGAAUUCAAAAAUAAUACUGCCAAAAAAGACUGGAUUGAACUGUUUAGCCUCAAAGGCAAUAGAAAAGCACUAUCCAUUGUUCUUACUAUGAGCGUAUUUCAACACUGCAGUGGGGUUAUGGCUGUAGUGUUUUUUGCUGGGACAAUUUUCAAAAUGUCUGGAUCUACUAUAGAAGCGAAUAUAUCUAUGCUGAUUAUUGCAGCUUUUCAAAUGAUUGGUAGUUUUAUCGGGCCUUUUAUGGUCGAAAGGAGCGGGAGGAAAGUUUUGUUAAUUGUCUCUAGUUGUAUAUGCUCUUUGGGAAUGUUCCUAUUAGGACUCUUCUUCUAUUUGGACCAUGUAGAGAAUCCUGUGAUUGAUAAAAUUAAGUGGGUUCCAUUGGCCGUGCUCAUAUUAUUUUUCAUUGGAUAUGAUGCUGGGUUGGGCAUAAUCCCAAACGCUCUGAUCGGCGAAAUGUUUACAACAAACGUAAGAAGCAAGGGUUCUGCAGUAGCCCUCACAUCUUCAUGGCUAGUCGGAUUUGUGGUCAUCACGAUUUUUGGCUCAAUCAUAGAAAGCUUAGGUUAUAUAGCAUUCUGGAUUUUUGCCGCUACGUGUCUUGGAGCUGUGUUUUUUACAAUAUUUUGCGUUUUGGAGACCAAAGGGAAAAGUUUGUUAGAGAUUCAAGAAUUACUAAGCAAAAAAUGAAUUUAAAAUAAUUAUAAUAGCCUAUAGUUCUUAAGAGGGCUCUCUCCGUCACUCGUUUCAUACAA
This is a messenger RNA of Maniola jurtina (meadow brown), 1541 nucleotides long. RefSeq names its product facilitated trehalose transporter Tret1-like. The coding region runs from base 106 to 1476 and encodes 456 amino acids. The record is from RefSeq and is a predicted model, not a curated record. Gene Ontology annotation, cellular component: membrane. NCBI's taxonomy places the organism in Eukaryota, Metazoa, Arthropoda, Insecta, Lepidoptera, Nymphalidae. Gene Ontology annotation, molecular function: transmembrane transporter activity. The transcript is spliced from 8 exons. Gene Ontology annotation, biological process: transmembrane transport.